AUGGGAGUAGGGUUAGGAGUAGGCGGUGACGCCGGUUGGGCUUUGGCCAUUAUGUGGGUGUUGGUGGCUAUAGUCUUCAUCUUGUUGUUGCUUCGCCUCUACACUCGGAUCGUCUGCGUAGCAGCUUAUGGGAUUGAUGACCAUAUCUAUAUGGUGGCAUUUAUAUUCCUCCUCCUCUUCACGUCCUUCAUCCAUCAUGCCGCCUAUUAUGGCUUCGGACAGACGCCAGAGGCGAUCGAAGACCCUGAACAGAUUAUGAAGGCAACCUUGUUCGAAUGCAUUGGUCAGAGCAUAGCCAUUGUUGGGAUGCCUAUCGCCAAAGCCUCUCUUGGGGCGUUCCUUCUCCGUCUUGUCAACGUCCAAUGGCACAGGGCACUUGUCUGGGGCAUGAUGAUUCUGAUAUCCUUGGCCUCGAUCGCACAGGUCUUUUGUUUCUGGUUUGCCUGCGUUCCGUUCAAGUACACCUACGACCGUCGCAUUCCUGGAGGGUAUUGUCCCAUCGACACCAGGCCGACUUCCUAUAUCCUAUGUGCUUCGACCGUUGUCGUCGACCUGUUCUUUGCGCUGUUUCCUUGGAAGAUCAUAUGGAGUCUUCAAAUGCCGACACAAGAGAAGAUUACAAUCGGGUGCAGUAUGAGCCUGGGGUUAAUUGCCGCCGCCGCCGGUAUCAAGCGUUCCACCGAAGUUGAAGGACUCUACACCAAAGAGUAUCUGAGGGACACGGUCGGUCUUAUUGUAUGGUCUGCGGCAGAGAUGGGCGUUACGCUGAUCUGUAUUGGCAUUCCCGUCUGUCGCCCAUUGUAUAAGCGCCUCUAUCAGCGUUUCCGAUCGCAGAUAACCGGCUCAUCGGGAUAUCUAAAACAAACCGAACAGUCGAGGGACCAACCCGGCUAUGCUUUGCGUACCAUUGGCGGUGGUGUUCUGGAACCUCAAGGAAAGUCUCAGGUUAACAACCGAAAGUCGAUGAGUGUGAUUAAAAGCGACAACAAGGCCAGUGACAGGCAAAUGGAGGUCACAAUCGGCGUCAGCGAACGGUCCAGAACCACAGUAGUAGCUCAGGGGAGAUUUGAGGGCGAAUUCGAAUCGGAUGAGGACUCACUUGCAGAUUAUGGACGCAGCCACCUGGAAAGUAGUGCCGAUAGUACUAGAAGGGUCUUGGGUGAUGAAGAGAAGGGAACUUUGGAGAAUACUCACCAUAGCACGGACGGAAUCACCGUCACUCAGACCUAUACCGUCAAUAGAAAUUAG
Molecule: messenger RNA, 1248 nt
Organism: Sordaria macrospora k-hell
Lineage: Eukaryota; Fungi; Ascomycota; Sordariomycetes; Sordariales; Sordariaceae
Source: RefSeq, a predicted model, not a curated record